AUGUGCGGGAUCGUCUUCUCCCUUAGGUGGUGUCCUACGCUUUCGGAGGGGGGGAAGGGUUUUGGGACUGAAGGCGAGGAAGACAGGCAAGGGCGCGGAGAAGCAGACGGGGAAGAGGAGGAAGAGUGGGCAAGGCUCUGCGCACUGAACGCUCACCGAGGUACAGCAUACUCUUUCCCCCCUCGCCCCUCCCUCCUUCGCCCGCUUCCCUCUGACCAUAACCCCGAUCCAGGCCCAGACCACCAAGCGGAACACACUGUCAACCUCGCUCUUCCCGGGUGCAGCGUAAAACUCAGGUUCUUCAGUUCGGUCCUUCAUCUCCGGGGUGAACUGACCCCCCAGCCCCUCAGGCUGGUGGCGGGGGGUGAUGUCCUCUGCUGGAACGGGGAGGUGUUCGAAGGUCUUCCCGUGGGGGACGAAAACGACACGGCUGUCCUUUUUCGGGCGCUGCAGGCUGGGGAUGUACACUCCGUUCUGGGCCAGGUAGAAGGACCAUAUGCGUUCGUGUACCUUGAUAGAGGAAGGAAGAAACUGUACUUUGCCCGGGAUCCACUUGGCCGCCGAUCGCUGCUGCUGCACCAAACGGGGGAAAGCCUGCUGCUCGCUUCCUCCGGGCUUGGGAAGUCUCUCACACCAAAGGAAGUCGACCCUCUCCAUAUUCAGGUUAUCGACCUCUCCUCGUUAGGACGUGGGCUGACCGUGCAAGUACUGGAGCGGGAAGGGAGGGAAGAAUGGAGGAAGCCGAUGGAGGUCAACCGUUCCCUCCCUGGGGAUGGGGAUGGGGUGGGGGACGAAGAGCUCCAGGAGAGUGUACGAGGGUUCUUGGAUGCCCUGGAGAGGAGCGUGCGCUUGAGGGUGGAGCAUAUCCCUCGUAUUAACAGACAGGAAGAAGGACAGAGUAGGGUAGCGGUGCUCUUCUCUGGAGGAGUGGACUGUACGCUACUGGCCGCGCUGGUACAUAGAUGUCUACCGAUCGAGGAGAGUAUCGAUCUCUUAAAUGUAGCGUUCGAGAACCCACGCAAGCUUCUAGCAGAACAAGCCGGGAAGAAGAAGUACAAAAGCGCCGGCGUUACCACACCAGGAGAAGCAGACCGCCCACUACCAGGAGGAGAAGAGACAGACAAGUACACCGUCCCCGACCGGCUGACGGGCCUGGAUGCUUGGUCCGAGCUGCGAUCUAUCUGCCCCGGGCGGACCUGGAAUCUCGUAGCCAUCGACGUGCCUUGCUCGGAUUGUAUCGCCAACGAGCCACUUGUGAGGGAGCUGAUGUACCCUUCCGAAACGGUCAUGGACCUCUCUUUGGGGAAUGCGCUAUUCUGGGCUGCGAGGGGAAGGGGGAAGUUGGUCGUCCCUGCCGACGCGGGGAUGGAAGGAGACGCGAAGGGGCGGGGAGGGGAAGAGUACGAGAGUCCCGCACGCGUGCUGCUUAGCGGUCUGGGGGCGGACGAGCAGCUCGCCGGGUAUGCACGACACCGGCGUGCGUUCGAGCGCCUAGGCUGGGCCGGGCUGGUCGAGGAGCUGCAGACGGACAUCUCCCGCCUGCCUACUCGGAACUUGGGCCGGGACGAUCGGGUGAUAUCCUACCUUGGAAAAGAGGUACGCUACCCGUACUUAUCCCUCGAUUUUGUGGCUUUCCUUUCGCGACUCCCUGUGGAAUGGAAAGUCCGCCUGGAUGGGGAAGGGGGGGAUAAGUGGGUAUUGCGAGAGGCGGCGGAGAGGUUGGGACUGAAGAGAGCGGCGGGGAGGAAGAAGCGGGCGAUGCAGUUCGGGAGUAGGAGUGCAAGGAUGGACCAGAAUGCGAAGAAAGGGUAUAUAAAGCUAGAUGAUCUUUAG
Molecule: messenger RNA, 1833 nt
Organism: Dacryopinax primogenitus
Lineage: Eukaryota; Fungi; Basidiomycota; Dacrymycetes; Dacrymycetales; Dacrymycetaceae
Exons: 6
Coding region: 1-1833 (610 amino acids)
Molecular function (GO): asparagine synthase (glutamine-hydrolyzing) activity
Source: RefSeq, a predicted model, not a curated record